GCGAGAUUGCGCCCUCUACACAUCUGGGCCUCGAGCUUGAGCUAGAGCUUGAGCACUCACACCGUCUGCAGCCCACCGGCACGGCCUUGUGCUUCGCCGUCCGUCUGAACCGGCUAAUAACGGGAGUGCACAGGUGACGAUAUGAGCGGUGAGAUAGAAUUUAGCUGUGUUGAACAUAAUUGAGAAUCAAAGUGGAAUGAGGAGAGAGACCCCGGGGAAGGAAGGGGUUGCGCAAGAACCUCACCGUAGCCUCCAAGGAACAUCGACUUGUCCUCGCCAAGUCCUUAACAUAAUCUGCCCAUAACGUAAAUGGCAAGGUUGGGCCUGAGUUCCAAACGUUGAAGCCUGGAGAUACCAGGCCUUGUGCAGUGCCGGUCUUGUGAAGAAGCUGACGUGAGAUUCAUUGGUGGGCUGUUUGGUGAUAUGUUUGGGUGACAGUUGUGCCCAGGCGCCUGAUGACCUGCUUAUUCCCCUCUCAGUCCCCACUUCCGACACAGGAAUUUGAGGUAACCCAACGUCAUCGAGGUCUUGCGUGGCUGUGAUACCGGGUGAAAGAAAAGGUCUUGCGUGUUGCUUGCAAAGGUGGGCACAGAAGCUCAGCUGGCGUUUCGGAAGCCAAAGAAGCGCGAUGGUGGCGCUGCUCGCGGCUAAGCGGCCACUGGAUGACGCCUGCGCUUGAACGAGCCCUGUAGGGCCGUUGAAGAGACCAGACCAACUGUCGGUCGGUAUCUUAGCAAACCUUGUGACCCGAGUCUCUGGGCCGAACUUGUGGUGGGCUUCCGACGCACCAGGAUUGCAUACCAUGCGUUGCAGGGGUUGGGGCAUAUAUGCUCAACCAACAGCAGCCGCGGACACCGUAGAACACAACCUGCGCAACGUGAGGAGGGUGCUAUACCAUACGUCCCCGGGGCGAGCAGCUUGUGCUCAACAAGUCAGAGGUCGCAGAGGCAGCUGCUGAAUACGGCAGCAUCUACCUCGAAAAGUCGAGUGAUGCCGGGUGGUGAGCGGUCAAGAAACCCAACAUGUCGCUCGCUCCCGGGCGAAUCACACUCUUGAGUCUCGAAACAGACGCGCUUAUAAAUGCCUUGCAUCUGUGACUUUCCCCAAUAAAGCGGUCUCCCGGGUCGGACACCAACAGCGAGAUGACGAUGUCGCGCUAGCAAGGAAGUCCUCAGCCCUGCCACAGCAGCCAGGGAGGUGCGUGCAAAACAACCUAGCGCACUUACGCAUCAGAUUUUGGAGCCUCCUGGUUUGUGGCGCCUGUACCAAGCAUAGGACAUGUCCGUAGAGACCCAAAAUAGUCUUGAUCCCUAUUCGUCACCGUUGCAGUCUCCUCACGAGUCUCCAAGACAGCGGAAAUGUGGCAGAAAGUGCUAUGAUUAUCCGAGGACUGUUUGGGAUAACGAGAGAUUGACCGCUCUUGGUGGUUGGUGGUCGACUUGGACUGGCGGGCUGAGCACCGCGGCCCUUUGAGUUCUGCAUCAGCAUGCAAGCCCAGGUGUUGGGUAUGAUCCAGGCGUGUGACGGCAUUCGCAGCAGCGGUUGACAGGGGUGGCCCCAAGGGAAGAAGACUACUUAUAUCAGCUGCUGAUGUCUUCCUCGAGGUCGCCAUACUCAAAUAGAACCCACCAGCCAACGCUGGACGUUCAAAUGUGCGAUGCCAUCAAGUAUCGACCCCUCGUACCUCGGCCUCUCUCUCCGAGCGCUGUCGCCCAACACAAACAUGCAAGCAUCGAACUCGGGUGCGCUGAAACAUCCAGCCUCCGACCCCCCAUCACCGUCAUCUGAUGGCGGGGCGAAAUCGUCGAGAGUAUGCCUGAAUUGUCGCCGAAAGAAAAAGAAAUGUGACAAGAAGUUGCCGUCUUGCGGUAGAUGCACCUAUUCCCUCGAGUUUUGUCAGCACGAAGAUGACACAGCGGUUUCCCGCCCGAUCGAAGCCUCCGCCCAGACUAGCUUUGACACCUUUGCCAGUCUUAAUGCUCAAGGCGCAUUUUCCUUGAACCCUUUCCUGGGCAACCAGCUUGGCCCUGCAAUCGGCCCAUCCUUGUUUGCGUCGCUCGGCACGACAGAGGACAUACAUCAUUUCGUGUUUCGAAGCGUAACGCAGAUGAUGGGGGACCAGCUGACGGCCGAGAGCAUCGUGCGUUACUACUUUGGAACGGUCAACACGUGGUUCACCAUCGUGGAGAGGUCUGGUUUCGAGCCGCGGUUCGGUCAAAUGUGGACAGAACCGUCAGCGGAAACUGGAUUGUUAGCACUGUCAAUGCUCCUGAUCGUCCGCGCGCCGGAGGAUACACCCGGGGUGUCGAUGCAAAACAGCCUCUACCAUUCCAUAAAGACACUCUGUGGCCUUGUUGCUGCCAAGGAGCCCAUGUCUAUCCCCCUCCUCCAGGCGAACCUACUGGUGUGCCUGUACGAGCUCUGCCACUUCAUGCCGCAGCAAGCCUACAUGACACUGGGGUCAUGCGUAACUAUCAGCCGCGCAUUCGGCUGGCUCAAUGAAUCCUUCUGGAGACAAGAUCAGUGGAUUGUUAGGCCAAGGGUGCUGAAGGCCUAUUCCAUCAUCUGGUGGGCCAUGAUGUUUCUGGAGAGCGGUAUCCAGGCUGAAGAACUGGGGUUCCCGCGUAGUAUCCCGUUGCUUGACUUCCAAGUGCCAUUUCCAGAACACUUCGACCCAUUUCUUCCCUCGGCACAGAACCAGCAGUACGGCGGCACCACACAGCGAGAGGUGUUCAGGUUCGCGGACGAUGGGGAUGACAAGAUCGACACAAUUGUUUUCCCCGAGGCCAAAUCAACAUCCCUGCUCCUUCAGGUGCUGCAAAGAACAUCAGGCCAGGCCAGCAUGACCGGGGCCUCCCGAGAGAGCCUGACAAAUGCGAUGAUGGAUCAUGCUCGUCACAUCGUCUCCACGCCCUGGAAGGACUCGAGCCGGUUUGCCGCUCUGAGUCUCACUUAUACCGCGAUUCUCAAGCUUAAUCACCCGCAUCUCGGGGUCGUGAGUUCUGGAAACACACACGACACCAUGGAUAGAGCAGCGAUCCAGACCACACUCCCCGUCAUUGAGUCAAUCUGUCACAGUGCAAGGCUUAUGAGCUCAUCGGGCAGCCUGUCGUUCUUGGGGCCCCUGGUGCCCCCGAUGGCGCACAGUAUAUUCUUAGGCGCCAUGAUUCUUAUCAGGCUGGGAGAUGUUGUCAUGCACGACCCAGAAUGGCCGAGCAAAGUCCAAUUGCUUCGCAGUUGCCUCGAGGUGUUUGCAAAACGAUGGAAAAUUGCAGAGAAACACCUACAGGCGUUGAAUGCGGCUUUCCAGACUCACCUGAAUCAUUUGCACUCUCGAUGA
Molecule: messenger RNA, 3340 nt
Organism: Diaporthe batatas
Lineage: Eukaryota; Fungi; Ascomycota; Sordariomycetes; Diaporthales; Diaporthaceae
Exons: 6
Coding region: 1658-3340 (560 amino acids)
Biological process (GO): regulation of DNA-templated transcription; DNA-templated transcription
Cellular component (GO): nucleus
Molecular function (GO): DNA binding; DNA-binding transcription factor activity, RNA polymerase II-specific; zinc ion binding
Source: RefSeq, a predicted model, not a curated record